Chaetomium globosum CBS 148.51 is the source of this 783-nucleotide messenger RNA. RefSeq lists its product as uncharacterized. The coding region runs from base 1 to 783 and encodes 260 amino acids. The record is from RefSeq and is a predicted model, not a curated record. The transcript is spliced from 2 exons. Lineage: Eukaryota; Fungi; Ascomycota; Sordariomycetes; Sordariales; Chaetomiaceae.
AUGCUCGGUAUCAAUUUCAUUUCUGGCGUGAGGCUCAUCCUCACUGCCUGCCUGUUGUCCUCCAUCUCGCAAGCCAGUCUCAUCCCCAGCAACCCUCUCGGUGCUCGAGGACUGAAGCCAUAUCCAAGACGUACCUUGGGAGGCGUCUCUGUCGUCGAUACCCCGAUUGUUCGGGCAGCCGAAGCAUUUGCCAGACAGAACGGCCAAGACUUUACGUACAAACAUAUCAUGCGCUCGUGGCUGUUCGGCGCGCUCGUCAUCCAGCAUAACGAAACGCUACGUGCCACCAUCGACCUCGAGGUUCAUGCGGUUGCCGCUCUUCUCCACGAUUUGGGUUGGGACCAGACGGAUGGCUCACCUAUGGUCAGCGCCGAUCGGCGGUUCGAGGUUGAUGGUGCGAUCGCUGCUCGGAACUUCAUCAGAGACCACCGGGACGGCAAGCGAUGGGAAGAGCGCCGGGUGCAGUUGGUCUGGGACGCUAUCGCAUUACAUACCCAGCAGAGCAUCGCCCUCUUCAAGGAAUUGGAUGUCCAGGUAGUGCAUAAAGGUAUUAUCACGGAUUUCGAUGGCCCGCAACUGGGUAUCACAAAGGACGAAUACGCUGCCGUGGUGAAGGAGUUUCCCAGGGACGACCUCCGAGAUGGCCUCAAUGAGACCGUUAUCUGGCUCUGUAGUACGAAGCCAGCGUCUACUUAUGAUACUUGGAUGCAACCGUGGGGGGAGGCAUAUGUUGCCAAUUACUCCGCGGUGGGAAGUCGGUUGUUCGACAGGCCGACGUAUUGA